Messenger RNA from Cucumis melo (muskmelon), 1264 nucleotides. RefSeq lists its product as uncharacterized. The transcript has 6 exons. Lineage: Eukaryota; Viridiplantae; Streptophyta; Magnoliopsida; Cucurbitales; Cucurbitaceae. The record is from RefSeq and is a predicted model, not a curated record. Bases 148 to 1101 code for a protein of 317 amino acids. Gene Ontology annotation, molecular function: S-adenosylmethionine-dependent methyltransferase activity.
GUAUUUUUAUUCAAAUGUGGAUCCAAACAAAACCUCAAGUUAGAAAUAUUAAUAUACUAUUAGUAAGGGUACGGCGUCUUUAGUAAUAUUAGCAAAUACCCCUGCUAAUUAGGACACUGUCCCUUGCAACCACGAAGUCAAAGCAAGAUGAACCUUUGCACAUCUGCUCCAACUUCAGUCAUCUUCCCCAAAUUCAAUGCUUCUCAACAUGUCAGAUGUAGAUCAUCAUCAUUCUACAAAUGCUCUCAUCAGAGCAAUCUGGAAUCGCCCAAGAGAAGCGAUUUAAAGAUAGAGCCACCAUUCCCACGUUUGCUUUGCCAAAACCAUUCUUGCUUAUGCGGCAGAAGGCAGUUCAUUGAAGCAGCUGCAGCUACAUCUCUGCUCCCUCUUUGCCCUUCAAUGGCUUCUUCUAAUCCAUCCUCUGAUUACACUGCUAUGUUGAAUAGGGUUCGCUCUCCUAAGCCAGAAUGGUAUGAGGAUUUCUUUGCUUCAUUUCUGGCUAAUUCCAUGAAAUCGUAUGAAGAGGAGAUUGCAGAUUACAAGUCCCAGAUGUUUGCCAAUUUGAGUGGGAAGGCUCAGAAAGUGUUGGAGAUUGGAAUUGGUGCAGGUCCUAACCUUAAGUAUUAUGCUGGGGAUGAAGGUGUGCAGGUUUAUGGUGUGGAUCCAAAUCAAAAAAUGGAGAAAUAUGCUCGAGAAGCAGCACAGAAUGCUGGUUUGCCACCAGAGAAUUUUGUGUUUAAACAAGCGGUUGGUGAGGCUAUACCACUACCUGAUGCUUCUGUCGAUGCUGUUGUUGGAACACUUGUCUUGUGCUCUGUGACCAAUGUUGACAUGACUCUAAAGGAGGUGAAGAGGGUUCUAAGACCUGGUGGACUAUACAUAUUUGUCGAACAUGUUGCUGCAAAAGAAGAAACCAUGCUUCGAUUUAUGCAGAAUGUGCUUGAUCCUCUGCAACAAAUUGUUUUUGAUGGAUGUCACCUUACUCGGACGACAGGAUCAAAUAUAAUUGGAGCAGGAUUUUCAAAUGUUGAUCUAAACAUGGCUUCAUUCUCUAGUUUGGCCUUCAUAAAUCCUCAAGUUUAUGGAAUUGCUUAUAGAUGAUCACAAAUGGAACCCCACAUUUUCACUCUGUAUCCUCUUUCAUUAUCUUUUUCUGUCUUUUUUUUUUUCCUUGAUAAAGACAUGUUCUAUUCAAACAUAAUUUCAUAAAUGUCCAAACAUUUGAAUGUUUACAUAACUAAAACUUCUCUAUUUUCUCUUACCA